Messenger RNA from Rotaria sordida, 279 nucleotides. The record is from the annotation of a GenBank genome assembly. NCBI's taxonomy places the organism in Eukaryota, Metazoa, Rotifera, Eurotatoria, Philodinida, Philodinidae.
AUGUUACAUACAUUGAAUUAUCUUCAAAAUAGUUAUACAACAAUAAUAGCUAUUCCUUUUAUUAACAUUUUUAUUGUUUUAGCUAAUUAUGAUACAGUAAAUGAUGAUAAUGAUACAUUAAAAAUUAUUCCGUAUCUUAAACAGUUUGUUGAUCUAGAUAAAAUAAUUCAGAUAAAAUUUCUAAAAAUGAAUCAUAUAUCUCGAUGGGUAGAUGUUCAACUUAUUCUACAGUAAGUUUUUUUGUUAAUAUUUGCAUAGAAAGACCUGUGUUCUAUUACU